AAUUAAGCCGUUGACUGUCGCUUGCAGUAUUAGUGUUCUGUUCGUUUUCGACAUCACCGUGUACAUUGUGUUUCCGACUUAUACGUACUGACUGGUUCCCUAUUUAUAUUACUUAAUAAGAUACGAAUUGUUUUUGCCUACUUUACCAACAUCUCUCGUGGUUACAUCAACUGUCUUUUCAGAAGUCAACCAUCUUAGGAAUAAGCAUGUCAAACAAUAAGGGCAAUACACUCCGGGGACGCAAGGAGCGCUUACAACAAAUUUUCCGCCAAAUAAUAGAAGAGCUCGAUAUGUCGCUUGCUCAAGCGCCGGCACUGCUCACCUCGCCUCAAGCCGCUCAGGAAGCAAGUUUGUAUCAGAUUUUUAUGGAACCGAUAGCAAGGGCUUUAUACUACAGGGGUCUUAAAGACGGGCGGACGGCCACCAUCUGUGAAACACGGAGGGCACUUGAAACUGUUUCCGUGUUUCCUCGGUCAUUACCAGGGGAAAGGACGCUAUCAUUUGUUUCAGCCGUGUCCAUCACAUCAGCAUCGACAGGCCGACCAACGGACCGAAAUCGUCAGUCCGCUAUUACUUGCGUGACUGCUACGAACUCCUCGCUACAGAGAGUCAACAUGGGGGCGAGCACGUCCGCUGGAACGCGUCCUGCACUUCCCCGCAAAAGAAAACUUUGUCCUUCCGACAUUCGUCGAAGGGAAUACAAACGUAAGAUAUUUCUGGAGAGAAAAGAAAAUGAGAGAAAAACAGCCUCUGGCAUAGCAGUGACAACCAACGUGAGAAGUCUGAUACCUCUGACAGGGAAGCCACAGACAACGCCCUUGCCACUGAUUACUCCGCCGAUAGCUAGACCACAAACUCCGGUGACGGCCAUGAUCCGAUACACCGUUAACCCAUUGGUUAUACCAUCAUCAACUCCACUGGGACCGCCAACUGGCAACGACAUCAGCUCGACACCCACUGUGUCUGAAGAAGAAGCUACGGAUAUACUGAACGAUAUCGUAGAGGCUUUUUUUUCUUGUCCCACAUCUCCUUCCGCUUCUAGUUCCCCUCGUCCCACAUAAUCAGACAAGUCUUACAAACUUCUCUUUUUCUAUUUUUCUCCCCCUAUUACACACAGAAGGGAAGGAAAUCCUUCUUAUUCUCCAAAUCAUCCAUAUCCCACGGAUGACAAAGCUAUUAGUCCGUAAUACAUGGACUGGACUGCCUGUCUUCGUCUACCAGGAAGUCCGUACAUUUUCGGACUGAUAAUAAUAUUUCAUAUCAAUAUUCUAUAUACUUUUCAGAAAUGUUAUCUCUAUUUGUAAUAGUUUCUUCCGUGAUCAUUUUCUUUUCCGUUCUUUCAUAGCAACUACUACUAUCAAUCUCCAUAAUUUUAGCAUUAUUAUUCUUACUUUCUGUUAUUUCUUUACUAUAGUUAUUUUUUGUUAUUUCGUUAGUAUCAAUGAUCAUAAUUUCAUCAGAAUUACUAUAGUAAUUUUUUAAACUGUUAACAAAUAUAUUAUCGCUAUUAUAAAAAUUUCAUAAAAAAUAACAUCCCCAAGAAUUUGAAUUAUUUUCUAUAUUGCUUUUUAUUAUACUUGAUGGAUAGCUUUUUUACUUGUUAUAGUAUUUCUAUAAAAAACCUAUUUGCCUCUCGUUAUAUUUUAUAAUGAUCUAUUUCUUUUUCUGAAAUAGGAAUAUUACCAUUUCUAAAUAGAGUAUGAGUAGGGUCGAUAGUUACAAAAUCAAAAACAUGCAUAACAAUUUUUCUUCAGCUCUAUAUAAUUAUAUAACUAUAUAAUUUAUUAAUAAAAGUGAAGCAUUUAAUAUUAAAAUAUCAAUAAUGCUUUUUAAAAUAUUGAUAGUAGUAGUUAAGUCAUCUGAAUAUUUUUAUGUAAAUGUUUUAAAAAUAUAGCUUGUUUAUACUUAUCAUAGCAAAAACAUCACGAUUAAUAUAGUAAUUUUUUUCUUAAUAUAUUAAAUACUCUUUAUAAUUACUUAAUCUUAAUACUUUUCUGGUACAAACUCGUUACGAAAUUUGAUAAAUGUAUCAUUUUUUUGAUUUUAUCUUGGAUAUUAUUUGGAUUAAUUAAAUUACCCUCUCUAUAAUCUAAAAGGUAAUUUUAUAAUAUAGUAUAGUCUCGACGAAAUACUCGAAGGAGAUAUUAAUUUCUAUACGUGUUUCAAGUAUUUAUUUCAUUACUUUAAAUUGAAACGUCUGCGAUAGAGAGAUCUGAA
Messenger RNA from Daktulosphaira vitifoliae (grape phylloxera), 2217 nucleotides. RefSeq lists its product as uncharacterized. The record is from RefSeq and is a predicted model, not a curated record. The transcript is spliced from 2 exons. The coding region runs from base 207 to 1061 and encodes 284 amino acids. Lineage: Eukaryota; Metazoa; Arthropoda; Insecta; Hemiptera; Phylloxeridae.